AACGAUGAAGUUCGCAGAGCUAUAGAUCCAGAGAUACCAAAGGCCCUCUCCCAGGCCGUGGCAGCCCCGUGCCGUGGGCCUGGGAUACGAGAGAUCGCGCUAGUGCUAGCCUGAUAAGCCGGACGCUUUGGAGGGGGAGGGGCCGUGCCGAUCAGCUGUUUUAGAAGUCAGAAGAUAUUUAGAAUUCAUAUUUCAACAGAAGGCUAUAUUUCAUGCAAUCGAUCGUGACCGACAAGCAGACAAGUCUUGCUGAAUGAAAAUCAUAAUGAUUUUGAUCGUAAUGGGAGUGAGUGGAAGUGGAAAGUCAACAGUUGGGAAAAUGCUGGGAGGAAAGCUUCAGUGGGCCUUUGAAGAUGGAGAUGAUUAUCACCCACCAAGCAACAAAACAAAGAUGUCUUCUGGCAUUCCUCUCGAUGAUAUGGACCGAUAUCAAUGGCUUUUGAACCUGAAUAGUGUGAUACAAAAAUGGCAGAAAAGCAAUCAGCAUGGCAUCAUCGUGUGCUCAGCACUAAAGCGCAAAUACAGACAGGUAUUGUUGUUUGGAGCAAAGGCUAAAUACUCUGAUACUAAUACUGAAGUGAGCUUGUCAUCUGGUUUAAAUAACAAACAUACUCAAGAUAUAAGAACAGAUUCUAAAUCAGAUAUCAAGUUUGAACAAUUGCUAACAAGUACAGAGGAUCGUCACCCCUGCCAAAGUAUGUCCACACCAACGUCAUUCAUCGAAGGUGUUCCUUCAACAUUGCCCAGUCAACGGGAGGAACAUCAUCUCAUCCAUAACAAGGACUCCUGCAGUCCCACAGGCCAGGAAAAACACCAGGUCUUAUUCAUCCACCUCAAUGGGACCAUGGAACUCAUCUCAUCUCGACUUGGUCAGAGGAAAGGACAUUUCUUUAACCCUGGACUCCUUCAUUCUCAGUUUGAAACCCUUGAGGACCUAGGUGCAGAUGAGGAUGGUCUGGUGGUGGAUAUUAGCAAAUCAUUGGACUCAGUGGUCUCACAGAUAGAGACUCAUGUUCUUUCACUUUUAUCUUUGCCAAUUUCAUAAUUGACAGCAGGGGCUCAUUUACUAAAGAACAAUGACCAUGAUAUCAUUGCCAUUACCUACCAUGGAACAAACCUGCAGCUUGCACCUGUACAUUAUAUAAUUAUGGCUGUGAUGGUGCUGCAAGAAAAUCCUGUUAUUCCCAACCAAAGUGUAUCAGCUUUGUAUGUCAUAUUCAUUUAAAGUCACUCUACUAUAUUAUGGAGAUAUUCAGUCAAGAGUUGUUUUACAAUCAGGGUAUAUUAUUUAAAAAGAGAAAAAUGCAGCAAUUGUCAACACCGGUUUGAACCCCAAUAAAAAAUAAAUAAAUGGGUGACCUCAUGCUCAAAUUUAUAAGAAAAUUUAUUGUGAUUGUUUUCAAGGUACACACACACACACAAAAGAAAUUUAGAAAAAACAGAAAGAUUUCUUUUGUCAAAAGAGACGGUUGGGUUUAACCUGAUUGUAAAACGGCCCUCAAGUAAAGCUUGAUUUAACACUAAAAGGACUGGGGGGGGGGGGGGUGGCGCCAUGAUGGCCCCCCCCCUCAAUGCUUUGUGUGAUAUUUCCAAAAUGCAAAGAUAGCGCUGAAAAGUUUUAUGACUUUUUUCUUUGAAGUCUCGCGCAACUUUGAUACCAAAUUUGCGACAUACGGAUAUUCCAUCGCGACGUCACGUGACUUUUUACGAGGCAAUGUCAUGCCGAUAAUUGCUCAUUUUUAUACUUUGUGUGCAAAGUCUAUGGGAGAUGAAAUUCAUAAAAGAGUGACUAUUCUUCAUU
Lytechinus variegatus (green sea urchin) is the source of this 1801-nucleotide messenger RNA. Its product is annotated as probable gluconokinase. The coding region runs from base 254 to 1045 and encodes 263 amino acids. Gene Ontology annotation, cellular component: cytoplasm. The transcript has 5 exons. Gene Ontology annotation, molecular function: gluconokinase activity. The record is from RefSeq and is a predicted model, not a curated record. NCBI's taxonomy places the organism in Eukaryota, Metazoa, Echinodermata, Echinoidea, Temnopleuroida, Toxopneustidae.